AGGUCAGAGCUAAAAUUAGAGGCUGCUCCCUUCCGCGACAGCAGCCAAACAGCGAUGCGUAAAGGCAUGUAAAACCAGGGGGAUACACUAUCACAAGGGGCUGGCAGUGGAGGCAUGUUUCCAUGGGUGACAUUUAACGCCACACGCUUACUAAAGAGGCUCUGGAUGGAUGUUACACUGAGUGUUUGGUAGCGUGUUUUUUUGGAGACGCCAUAUGUGUCCUCUCUCCAGCGCGCUGCUGCUUCCAUGAGACACUUCUGCAAAAACAUGUCUUUUUUAUCCAUACCGAGUCAAGAGGGCCUUUUUACCACUAUUAAAAACGGCAAAUCAGCCGAGAAUGCAGACAGGUACCGCAUGUACGACGUGGACAACAAUAAUGAUGAUGAUGAUGAAGAAGAGGAGGACAUCGAUAGCGUCCGCCUCAUCCCGAGAUGCUCUCCGGUGCCCAGAAAGCGAGGCCACUCCAUCCACGACGAGACAGCCGAAUAUAUGCGCAUCCAGUCGGCGCUGCCUGCAGGAAAGAGAGUGCUAUUCGCCGACACAACAGGUGGGGAUCUGGUGGAUGUGAAGGAAUUUGUUGCCUUUGAUUCGGAUGAUGAAGAGGAGAGGGCAAGGUGGGAGGAAGAGGAGGCAAAGUAUCGCAAACCAGCGAGAGAGCCCACCUAUCAUGUGCAGCCUGAGUUUAAUGCACCUUGUAGCAAUGCACUGCUGCAGAAGGUGCAAUCUAAUAAAGUGGAGGUCGAGCAGAUGUGUCAAGCAGAGAAUGAGCCACUUGCAUUCACUGGGCUGAUACGAGUCCAGAACAUCUCCUUCCACAAAGCAGUCUACAUCAGAUCCACCAUGGACAGCUGGGUGACUUACUUUGAUCACCCAGCAGAGUAUGUCCAGGGGUCUCAUGAUGGGGCCACAGAUCAGUUCUCCUUCAAGCUGUCUUUUGCACCACCUUACAUCACACAUGGCUCUCGCAUUGAGUUUGUCGUCCGCUAUGAAACCUCUGAUGGUGACUACUGGGCUAAUAACUCCCAUAUGAACUAUGUGGUCACUCUGCUCCUGUCCUACGAAGAUGAUGUGGCGAAGACAAACGACAACGACAUGCAGCAAGUAAGAGGUAUCCUGAGACCUCCAAAAGAUUACAGUAUGGAUGAUUAUGAUGAUUUCGAUUCAGAGGAUGAGCUGGAAAAGUAUCAAGCAGAAGAAGAAGCAGGGACCUCCAGGUCAGGACUUGUCAGACCUACAGCUGUCUGCCCAGACAUCGUACAGCCGGAGAUCGACAUAGAGAUUGCUGUUCACCCAACUGGUCCGUGUGUCCCACCCAACCAAGACCUUCCAUCUGUUGAUGGCACACUGUCCGCUCACACUGUAUCCCCAGGUGAACGAUUCCCUUACAUGUCUUCCGAAACCGCACUUCAAACUAAUUCAUCCUUUGUACACUAUGCCAGCGAAUCGGUCCAGCCAAAUAAGUCACAGCCUUUACCCAGACUUCACUGUGAAUUAACGUCAGAGCAGCCCAUAGACAGUAGUCCCUGUGCACCGCUGCCGGCUUCAACUCCCUCUCUGCAAGAGUCAAGGCCGAGAUCAGACAGUUCCCAGAUUGGCAGAGAGGAAAUCCCUCCCUCUGAGGCCUCAUGCGUGCAUCUUCCUACCACAUAUCCGUGGCCAACAACAGGAGAGGACGGAUCGACCGACAGCCCUGUCGGUCGUCCUUGUCUUGAACUGCCCGCUGAGUGCGUCUCUGCUCCCAGUGUGACUCCGGGCUCUGAGCGAGAGGUCGCAGUGGGAUUGAAUGAACUUGUUGCAGGAUUAUCGGAGGGUUCCACCAGGUCCGCAGCAAAUCAUGAAGGCAGUACGCCUUCGUCUCCUGUGGCAGAGAGCGAGUCAUCUCUGGGAGCAGAAGUUGAAGCUCCACCAUCACCUGAACGCACAGAGAACGCAAGCCAAAAUGUAGCUCUUCAGUCUGCCUCAGCCUGGGAAGAGAAGGAAGAUGCUCCCCAGAUUUGCCCCGACACGUUAUUAGAGAAUCUACCAAACACAGAGGAGCUCCAGGCUGAGCAUGACGCAAACAGGUAUCUGAUGCCAUCCAUCAUCUUUCUGAGUGGAGUUGUCUCCCUCUCGAUAGUGUUGCAGGAACCAAGCGCCCUCUUCUUCAUCGGACUGCUUUUGGUCCUGCGCCGUUUGUGAUUCUGCCACAAAAGUUCAUUCUGAUCUGAAGUGCCUUUUCAUGAUUCCAAAAUAUGCCAACAAGUUAAAAAACAAAACAAAACACACUCUAGUCUCCUGUUGACUUUGUGUAUCACUGUGUGAAUUUUUAGAUUACAUUUUCAUGAAAUGAAAGGGUACAAUUUGUGAGUGUUUCCAUGUAAAAUCCAAUGCAAGGAGAAAGUAAUUACACAAAAUGUUGGUGGUAUUUUCAUCCUGUGAAACAAGUGUUAUAGAAAGUAAUAGAAUAGUAGUCAACUACUGUAAUACCCCAUUUCUACAACAACAUUGUGAUCACUCUAAUACUAAAGCACAUCAUUGAUGUUUUGUACUGUAAGUGGUCUGUAAUUACUUUUUUCUUGUCAUGUGGAGAUGUGGUGUUAUAUUCUGAUUUAUUCAAUCAGUCCUAUGAUGCACUUGGUUUUUCAUUGUCGUUGUGAGCGUAGAUAAGGUUGUCGUCCAACCCCACUGCCAUGAAUUUAACUUGUGUGAAUUCCAUGUGUUGUUAUGUCUUUAAUGAAGGACAAAAAACAGUACCGUAGUGGGACGCUAAAGAGAUUUGUUAUACAAAUGUUGUUUACAAAAUGUAAAAGUGAAACGUUGUUAUGUGAAGUAUUUUUGCCUUAAUGCCUAAAAAACGACCUAUAGUAAGUUUGAAAUGCUGCUUGAGGGACGAAAGUGGAAAACUGUCCAGUGUGACAUAUUUAUUCCUCUCUAUUGCACAUUUCAUUUGAUAAGUCUUCCAGUUGGUUCUUGCUAGUAAACCCACAUUGUUGUUGUUGUUGCACAACACAAAGUUUUGUAGCACUACUCCGACAACCUCACAGACAGACUGAAGCACUGAAUGACGUGUUUGAAGUGAUGAAAGUUUUUGCAGUGUAUUGCCAUUAAACGUGGUCCUAUAUCCUGUA
Molecule: messenger RNA, 3107 nt
Organism: Sebastes umbrosus (honeycomb rockfish)
Lineage: Eukaryota; Metazoa; Chordata; Actinopteri; Perciformes; Sebastidae
Gene: ppp1r3f
Product: protein phosphatase 1 regulatory subunit 3A
Exons: 4
Coding region: 247-2178 (643 amino acids)
Biological process (GO): regulation of glycogen biosynthetic process
Cellular component (GO): protein phosphatase type 1 complex
Molecular function (GO): glycogen binding; protein phosphatase 1 binding
Source: RefSeq, a predicted model, not a curated record